AUGGGGUCUCUCCUGACUCUUGCUCUGUUUUCUGCUUCAGGUAAUUUGUUCUUGGUGAGUCUGGCAUUGGCUGACCUGGUGGUGGCCUUGUACCCCUACCCACUGAUCCUGGUGGCCAUCUUCUAUGAUGGCUGGGCCCUGGGGGAGGUGCACUGCAAGGCCAGUGCUUUUGUGAUGGGCCUGAGCGUCAUUGGCUCUGUCUUUAACAUCACCGCCAUUGCCAUUAAUCACUACUGCUGUAUCUGCCACAGCGCGACCUACCACCGGAUCUGCGGACGCUGGCACACCCCCCUCUACAUCGGCCUCGUCUGGCUCCUCACCCUGGUGGCCAUAGUCCCCAACUUCUUUGUGGGGUCCCUGGAGUAUGACCCACGCAUCUACUCCUGCACCUUUAUCCAGACGGCCAGUGCCCAGUACGCAGCGGCAGUGGUGGUCGUCCACUUCCUCCUGCCCAUUGCCCUGGUGGCCUUCUGUUACCUGCGAAUCUGGGUGCUGGUGCUUCAGGUGCGCAGGAAGGCCAAGUCCGAGAGCAAAGUGCGCCUGAGGCCCAGCGACAGGCGGAGCUUCCUAACCAUGUUCGCCAUCUGCUGGGCCCCCCUUAACUGCAUUGGCCUGGCUGUGGCCAUCAACCCCGAAGGAAUGGCUCCCCAAGUCCCAGAGGGGCUCUUUGUCACCAGCUACUUCCUGGCUUAUUUCAACCGCGGCCUUAAUGCCAUUAUCUAUGGGCUCCUGAACCAGAACUUCCGCAGGGAGUACAAGAGGAUUCUCCACGUCUGGAACCCGCGGCGCUGUGUGCAGGGUGGUUCCAAGGGCAGCCACGCCGAGGGUUUACAGAGCCAGGUUCCACCUAGGGUUCAUGAUUGGCACCUGGUCCCGGCAGAUGCGCUCUAG
This is a messenger RNA of Castor canadensis (American beaver), 891 nucleotides long. NCBI's taxonomy places the organism in Eukaryota, Metazoa, Chordata, Mammalia, Rodentia, Castoridae. The record is from RefSeq and is a predicted model, not a curated record.